Messenger RNA from Lactuca virosa, 3921 nucleotides. The record is from the annotation of a GenBank genome assembly. NCBI's taxonomy places the organism in Eukaryota, Viridiplantae, Streptophyta, Magnoliopsida, Asterales, Asteraceae.
AUGUCAAGCGCAAACGCAAACAACAACACUUCUGGGUCAUUCUCGUUGAUGAACCUGUGUCAAAAAGUGACAUUUGAUGGCUCGAACUUCAACGAGUGGAUGAGAUACAUUCGCAUGAUAACUCGUUAUGAGGACAAAGAAUAUGUCCUAGACGAGAAGCUUGAAAGGAUCAACCCAGAAGAAGCUACUCCUGAAGAGAUGGCCGCCUUUGAGGCCCACGAGCGUGAUGCAACGAAAGUUCAUUGCAUCAUGUUGGCCACCAUGAACCUCGAACUCCAAAAGUCCUAUGAGGACAUGUAUCCAUAUGAGAUGCAUCAAGAUUUGCUGGACAGGUACCACCAGAGCGCGAGGCAAGAGCGCUAUGAGAUCAUCACCAACAUGAUCACCGCUAAGAUGGGGAGUGGAGAAUCCCUAACUGCUCAUUUGCAAAGAAUGCAAAGAUAUGUUGAUCGUCUUCUCAAACUUAAUGUUAAGUUUGAUGAGGAUUUGGCUAUCGACAUCAUCCUCCACUCCUUGCCUUCCUGCUACAGCCAGUUCAGAAUGACCUACCGCAUGAAUAAGGAAGAGGUCACCCUAAGUAAGCUUCAAGGGCUCCUGAGGACAGCUGAGAGUAACCUCAAGGACAAAUCGGUUGCAUCAUCCUCUACUGUAGCUGCUCCUGUGUUGGCAAUUGGCCAAGGAAAGGGAAAGAAGAGGAAGGCUCCUUACAAGAGCCACCAUAAGGGUAAGACCCAAGAUGGUUCUUCUUCUAGUGGGACCAAAGCAGGUUCUGUUAAGCCCUCUUCUGACCCCAAGGAAGCAGAGUGCUUCUAUUGCCACCAGAAGGGCCACUGGAAACGAAGCUGCCCUAAAUAUCUGCAAGAUAUUAAGGAUGGGAAGAUAAAACCCACCUUCGCAGGUAUGUAUUUAAUUAAAUCUAAUAACUCAUCAUUUGCUACUUCAUGGGUUCUUGAUACAGGGUGUGGUUACCACAUUUGUUCUGAUAUGCAGGGCCUAAAAAGAAGUAGGGAAGUGGAGCAUGGAAGGAUAAGCUUGAUCAUCGGAAACAAGAAGUCUUCACCAGUAACCAAGAUCGGAGUUUAUUCCUUAGUGUUGAGUAGUGGGUUAGGGCUAGAUUUAAAUAAUUGUUGCUAUUCGCCAGAUAUGGCAAGAAACAUCAUUUCUUUUCAUGGUUUGUUUAGACAAGGUUUCAGAUAUUCAUUUGAUAAUAGUAAUGGUUCUAUUAAUGCUUAUUUGAAUGGUGUCUUUUAUUUCAAUGCAUUACCUUGUAAUGGGAUUUAUGAAUCUGUGUUAGUUAUUGAUAAUUUAGGAAAUGAUGUUUUGAAUAUUGAUUCGUCCACAAGUUUGGACAAAGCAUGCUUGUGGCAUUGUCGCCUUGGCCAUGUGAACAAGAAACGCAUAGCCCAACUCCAAAAGGAUGGAGUCUUGGAGUCUUUCGACCUUAGGGACGAUGACGUGUGUGAGUCUUGUUUACUUGGGAAGAUGACCAAGUCACCCUUUACUGGCACAUGUGAAAGGGGUGAGGGUGUAUUAGAUCUCAUACACACAGAUGUAUGUGGACCCUUUAGAUCCACCACAAGGGACGCUUGUCGCUUCUACGUGACUUUUACAGACGAUUAUAGCAGAUAUGGAUAUAUCUACUUAAUCAAGCAAAAGUCAGAAACUUUUGAAAAGUUCAAAGAGUUCAAGAAUGAAGUGGAGAAUCAGUUGGGCAGGAAAAUCAAGAUGCUUCGAUCUGAUCGAGGGGGAGAGUACCUAAGUCUUGAGUUCCACGACUAUCUGAAAGAGUGUGGAAUAGUUUCACAAUUGACGCCUCCUAGAACGCCACAAUUGAAUAGUGUGGCUGAGAGACGUAAUCGAACCUUGUUGGACAUGGUUCGCUCUAUGAUGAGUCGUGCUUCGUUACCAAUCUCAUUCUGGGGGUAUGCCUUGGAGACUGCCGCCCAUAUCCUUAACUUAGUUCCCACCAAGAAGGUUACCAAAACGCCUCACGAGAUGUGGACAGGGAAAGCUCCCUCGUUAGCACAUAUCAAGGUUUGGGGUUGUGAAGCUUUCAUAAGACGAGAGACUCACGACAAGCUAGAACCUCGUAGUGAGAAGUGUUAUUUCAUCGGCUAUCCACAGAAGUCUUUUGGUUAUCUCUUCUAUAGACCAAAUGACAAUGUUGUCUUUGUUGCUAGGAGAGGGGUUUUCAGAGAAAGAGAACUCAUAAGCCAAGGAGACAGUGGGAGUCAGAUUGACCUUGAAGAGCUUCAAGAGUCAGGAGAAGAAGGAACCUCUGACACUGGCAUGCAACCUGAGGAGGAAACUCCUGUUGAACCUAUUGACCAGUCCUUACCUCUUAGACGUUCAAGUAGAGUUGUUGUUCCACCCCAGUUUUAUGGUUUCCAUAUUACUACUGAUGGGGAUACGUUUAUUAGUGAUAGUACACUAGUAAAUCUGGACGAACCUAACAGCUACAAGGAAGCCAUGGCAGGCCCAGAGUCUGUUAAAUGGAAAGAGGCAAUGGAUAGCGAGAUUCAGUCCAUGUAUGACAACCAAGUUUGGAAUUUGGUUGACAAUGUGCCAGGUCGUAAGACGGUCGGGUGCAAGUGGAUCUUCAAGAAGAAGACAGACAUGGAUGGGAAAGUGCACACUUAUAAAGCGCGAUUGGUCGCGAAGGGCUUUACUCAAACUCCUGGAGUUGACUAUGAUGAGACCUUCUCACCAGUUGCGAAAAUAAAGUCUAUUAGGCCAGAGGGUUUUGUCGAUGCAAAGCAUCCAAAUAGAGUGUGCAAGCUUGAGAAAUCCAUUUAUGGAUUAAAGCAAGCGUCUCGCAGAUGGAAUCUUUGUUUUGACGAGAAGGUCAAAGAGUUUGGCUUUCUGCGAAAUGAAGAUGAGUCAUGUGUAUAUGUCAAGGCCAGUGGGAGUAUAGUGAGCUUCCUCGUAUUGUAUGUCGAUGACAUACUACUCAUAGGAAACGACAUCCCAACAUUGCAGGAGGUCAAGUCCUGGCUUGGGAAGUGUUUCGCUAUGAAGGACCUCGGAGAGGCUGCAUAUAUUCUGGGAAUAAGGAUAGUGAGAGACAGAAGUAAGAGACUGAUAGGACUCAGUCAGGAUACAUACUUGGAAAGGGUACUAAAACGUUUUAGUAUGGAAAAUUCCAAGAAAGGGGAGUUACCAAUCCAAUGCAAUACCAAACUGAGUAAGACUCAGAGCCCGAGUACAGAGGCAGAAAUAGCUGAUAAGAGCCGAGUACCUUACGCUUCCGCAGUUGGCUCAAUUAUGUACGCUAUGACCUGUACUCGCCCUGAUGUGGCUUUCGCUUUGAGCAUGGUCAGCAAAUAUCAAGGGAAUCCUGGUAGGGCACAUUGGAUUGCUGUCAAGAAUAUUCUUAAGUACCUACGAAGGACUAAGGAAUGGUUUCUAGUCCUGGGUGGGAGUGAUGACUUAAGGGUGCGAGGGUACAGUGACGCUAGUUUCCAGACAGAUCGGGAUAAUUACCGAUCGCGGUCGGGCUGGGUCUUUACCUUGAAUGGAGGAGCAGUGACUUGGAAAAGUUCCAAGCAAGAAACCGUAGCUGAUUCAACGUGCGAAUCAGAGUACAUUGCGGCGAGCGAGGCGUCAAAGGAGGCUAUAUGGUUGAAGAACUUCAUUGGAGACCUUGGAGUUGUGCCAUCCAUAAAAGAGCCCAUGGAAAUUUUCUGUGAUAAUGAAGGAGCGGUUGCCUUAACCAAGGAACCAAGGGAUCAUGGCAGAUCUCGUCAUAUCGACAGGAAAUACCAUUUUAUUAGACAUCGAGUAGAAGAGGGACUCCUCGUUGUGAAGAGGGUAUCGUCAGAAGAUAACCCAGCAGAUCCCCUCACGAAGGGACUGAGUAGGGUUAAGCAUUUGCAGCACGCUAGAAGCGUAGGGCUGAAGGACGAUAUUAGUUUAGAUUAG